Molecule: messenger RNA, 876 nt
Organism: Scleropages formosus (Asian bonytongue)
Lineage: Eukaryota; Metazoa; Chordata; Actinopteri; Osteoglossiformes; Osteoglossidae
Gene: fgf3
Product: fibroblast growth factor 3
Exons: 3
Coding region: 19-768 (249 amino acids)
Molecular function (GO): growth factor activity
Source: RefSeq, a predicted model, not a curated record
AUUUCCGGCCAUGCCACAAUGCUCAUAAUUCUGAUCCUGCUGUUGCUGAGUCUCUCGGACCCCAGCGAUCAGGGACUGUCUCCGAGGCUGGCCAGGACCCCCAGCGCGCCUUGUGCCAGGGGCCAGGCGUGUGACCCGAGGCAGCGGAGGGAUGCUGGGGGACGCGGUGGGGUCUAUGAGCACCUCGGUGGGGCACCAAGGCGCAGGAAGCUGUACUGCGCCACAAAGUACCAUCUGCAGAUACACCCGAAUGGCAAGAUAGACGGAUCUCUGGAAGAGAACAACCCUUUCAGUAUACUAGAAAUCACAGCUGUUGAUGUUGGAGUGGUGGCCAUAAAAGGUCUCUUCUCAGGGAGAUAUCUGGCCAUGAACAAAAAAGGACGCCUUUAUGCUUCAGAGGUGUUCAACCAGGAGUGUGAGUUUGUGGAGCGAAUUCACGAACUGGGCUACAACACCUAUGCCUCCCGGCACUACCGGACAGCGCCACCUUCCACUGGGGGUGGCAAACACCGAGCUAGCGCAGAGAGACUGUGGUACGUGUCCAUCAAUGGCAAGGGAAGGCCAAGGAGGGGCUUCAAGACCCGCAGGACAGAGAAGGCCUCCCUCUUUCUGCCCCGGGUGCUGGGCAACAAGGACCACGAGAUGGUUCAUCUGUUCCGCACCAACCCUCGGUACCGGGAGAACCUCCUGAAGCCAGCUGGGAGGGCAGAGCGCAGGCGCCGGCGACACAGGCUUGGUGCAACCAAGGCCAAAGAGACAGAAGACUGACAACAGGGACACCUAAGCAUUAUGGGUAAUGACUGUUCUGCAGAUCAGCGAAAGGUGCUUGAAAACAGCCAAAAAAAAAUAAAAAAUCUGUGCCACGGAAGAGGGAAU